UUUUCUGGCCGAAACAAGCGCAACAAAACAACUCUAAAAGCUCAAUUCUUCCACAAUGGCGACGGUAACAGCUACGAUACGACCGGUAAUGAUGAGCGUGCCGGCGGCGAAGUCCCAGCACGUUUCCAGAAUUUCACUCAAGAGCUCGAGAUUGAGUUCAGACGUUGGCUUCAUUUCAUCCCAGCUGAGCGGCAUCAAAAUUUCAACCACAGCCUUCGAAACCACCCCUUGCACAAUUUCGGCACCUUUCAGGCCUUCUCUUCAGCCCGUUGCUCGGAGAAUCUGUCCCUUCACCGGGAAAAAACCAAACAAGGCCAACAGGGUUUCCCACUCGAACCACAGGACCAUAAGGAGGCAAUUUGUGAACCUCCAGUACAAGAAGAUUUGGUGGGAAGCCGGGAAGCGCUUUGUGAAGUUGCGAUUGUCAACCAAAGCUAUAAAGACCAUCGAGAAGAAUGGACUCGAUGCAGUGGCUAAGAAGGCCGGAAUUGAUCUCAGCAAAAUGUGAUCUUAACAGAGGAAGAAGAGGUGACAGAAGUUUCUGAUCUCUUUAUGUUCCUAACUUCCUAUUGUUUCCUGUUAUGUAGCUUCUCUCUUCGCCAUAUUUUGAUGCCAUUUCCUUGCUGUAAAAUCUUGCUUCGUUCCUCAAAUUAUCAGAGAGUGAACAUAAUAUUCAAGUAGUACCAUAAUUUUGGUGAACUGAAAAGAUUUUGUUGGGUAAAUUUGAAGAUAAAUGAUAUGUUUGGUAUGCUAGUGUCAA
Messenger RNA from Salvia hispanica, 760 nucleotides. RefSeq names its product Ribosomal L28 family (gene PRPL28). The record is from RefSeq and is a predicted model, not a curated record. Gene Ontology annotation, biological process: translation. Gene Ontology annotation, molecular function: structural constituent of ribosome. Gene Ontology annotation, cellular component: ribosome. Lineage: Eukaryota; Viridiplantae; Streptophyta; Magnoliopsida; Lamiales; Lamiaceae.